UUCUUAUCCAAAGAGAGGAAUCUGUGGUGCUCAUUUCUCCUGUCCUGUGCACAAGGCAAACAGUGACUCCUAAUUUUCAUCUUAUAACUCAAACUACCAUUGUUACUCCUGUAGUUGAAAGAAAAUUUGCAAAAAGAUUUCUUUAAACACCCACACAGACAUGGAUGAGAAAUUGCAGAAUGCUGCCAUGGAAGGAGAUGUGGAAGCAUUAUUUUCAAUACUUGAAGAGGAUCCCAACGUUUUAGAGCGUAUUGAUCAAGUAUCAUUUGUGACUACUCCCUUGCAUACAGCUGCAAGGGAGGGAAAGAUCCAUUUCGCCAAGGAGAUACUAAACUUAAAGCCUUCAUUCGCUUGGAAGCGAGACCAUCUUGGGCGUAGCCCCCUCCACUUGGCUUUGGAGGGAAAACACCAGCAGAAAGAGCUUAGUCCCCGUGAUUUGGAUUUGGAAGAGAAGUACCAGGAACUUGUAACAUGGUUGAUAAAACAUGACAGUGAGGUUGUCCGUGUUAAAGCAAAGGGGAUGGUUACUCCUCUGCACUAUGCAGCUCAACUAGACGAUGAAUCCAGUGUGGCCGACUUUUUGUAUGUUUGUCCAUUAUCAAUCGAAGACUUGACUGUUAAAUCUGAAACUGUUGUACAUGUGGCUGUAAAAAAGGGGAGUUUGAAAGCCUUUAAAGUCUUGUUAGGAUGGCUUCGACGCUUCAACAAAGAGGAGAUCCUGAAGUGGAAGGACGAGGAAGGAAACAAUCCAUUGCAUACUGCAGUGUCUGCAGAUCAACCUGAGAUGGUGAAGCUGUUGAUUGAAUAUCUGAAAGUGAAUAUAAAGAACAGUAAAGGUUUGACAGCUUUGGACAUCUUCUACCUUCGCCAAUGUCAAGGUUUGGUAGAUGCAGCUGUUGGUAACAUUCUACUUGCUGCUAAAGCUGAAACUGCAUCUCAACUCCAUCUUCCGUCUUUAAGAGAUUCGAAAAAAACUUUACUAGCCGAGUACUUUUCUGGUGGCUUAACGUGUUCAGAAAAAAUUCUGAAAGGAUUCUCGCAGGGUUACCAAAGAGUUGAUCAAGUUCCUCUUGAAGUCCGGAACGUACUGCUUGUGGUGGCUAUAUUGAUAGCCACAGCCACCUAUCAAGCAGCAUUAAGCCCCCCGGAGGAUAUUGGCAAGAUGACGGCAAUCUGCAGCCUGCAGCCAACAACACUGGUAUCAGUAACACCACCAGCACCAUCUUUAAUACAGAACAACAUGCUGCAGGGAAGAUGAUUCGGCAGUCUUUCCGACAAUUUUCAUUUUUUACAUUUAAUUCUUUGGCCUUUUUUACGUCUUUGCGCAUUAUUUCCAUUCUUGUAGCUGACCUCCCAUUGUUCAAUUUCAGUUUCCUUAUGACAAAUUGGAUGGAAGCUUCUUAUUUGUUUUCUAUUCUUGAAACUAUAGGCGACAGCGCAGCCUUGUUUCUCUUUUUUCUGUUUGUAUGUUGGCAGGCAACAUAUUGGAUCCCAGUUUUCUUAACUGGCCAACAUUCGGAGCUCACACGGCAUGGCCGCCGGAAGAACCUGCGUUUGGGAAGCUUUGAACAACCGAAGAUGGGAAAUCAGCUGUAAAUAGUAAUAGUGAAUUUAUGUUUUGUAAUUGCUUGUAAUGUUACAACAACUCUCUGAAUAUAUUUGAUGAACUUAUCUCUUUCACCAUUCAAA
Messenger RNA from Mangifera indica (mango), 1689 nucleotides. Its product is annotated as ankyrin repeat-containing protein BDA1-like. The coding region runs from base 161 to 1258 and encodes 365 amino acids. NCBI's taxonomy places the organism in Eukaryota, Viridiplantae, Streptophyta, Magnoliopsida, Sapindales, Anacardiaceae. The transcript has 2 exons. The record is from RefSeq and is a predicted model, not a curated record. Gene Ontology annotation, molecular function: protein binding.